GUGUAGUCAUCUUGUAUAACUUUCGCUGUGUAACUGGAGAUGACAGAAACUACACCUCCCAAAUAACAUUGCGAUUAAUUGCUUCUCUAGUUUCACGGAGUAUAGCUAGUUCACUACUUAAAAAUCCCGUUUCAUGAUUGACUUUAUUUAUAAACAAAUACUUAUCCGAUAUCAUGGCGGAAUCUGCAGCCUGUCCUGCAUUCCAGCUUGGAAAACCCCGAUAUGAUCAGAGUUCAUUUCUUGGCCGGCUGAAACACUUUGUAGAGAUCAUUGACCCCAGCACACUCUUUGUGUCUGAGAGACGAUUGACAGAAUGCAUUAAGCUCCUGGAUGAAUUUAAACACGGAAAACUACCACCGGGAGUUUCUGAUCUACAGCUAUGGGAAGCCCAAAAGGUCACGCAGGCCAUCAUUCAUCCUGACACAGGAGAUAAGAUUUUCAUGCCUUUUCGAAUGUCAGGUUAUGUCCCAUUUGGAACACCAAUUGUUGUGGGCCUUCUUCUUCCAAAUCAGACUGUGGUAUCCACCAUUUUCUGGCAGUGGCUUAACCAGAGUCACAAUGCCUGUGUCAACUACUCAAACCGCAAUGCUACUAAGGUAGUGUAUGAUGCUACCAAGCCUACACCGACAUCCACGUUUCUUCAAGGUUACUUCGGAGCUGUGACCAGUGCUGUCUCUCUUGCGGUAGGACUGAAUGUACUGAUUCAGAAAGCCAACAGGUUGAGUCCAGCGACCCGAAUGAUAAUACAGAGACUCAUCCCUUUCCCAGCUGUGGCCAGUGCCAACAUUUGCAACGUGGGCCUCAUGAGGCACAAUGAGCUGUCGGAGGGCGUCGACGUGCUGGACGAAAAUGGGAACAUAUUGGGCUCCUCAAAGAUUGCUGCCAAACAUGCAAUUAUGGAGACAGCCUUUACCAGAGUGGUCCUCCCGAUGCCAAUAUUUGUCCUUCCUCCCAUCAUUAUGUCCUACCUAGAAAAACUUCCAUUGCUGCAGAUGAAUCGGAGGCUGUUGCUGCCUAUCCACAGCCUGGUGUGUCUGGCUACCUUCAGCCUCUCCCUGCCCCUGGCCAUCAGCCUAUUCCCACAGAUGUCUCAGAUAGAGGUGUCUCAGCUUGAGCCGGAGAUCGCAAUGGCAACCGAUUGCAAGGUGGUGACCUACAACAAGGGACUGUGAUGACUGGCCCCCGAGGAGAGAGUAGAGGACAGGGCACUGAACAGAGGUGCAAAUUAGCCUCCUUUUUGACUGGCUGUAACGGACACUCCAGGUCUCUCUCUGGUUUAGGGUGAAGUUGCCCCUAGACGCUGAUCUUGGCUCAGUUUUGUAUUUUCCCACUAAUGGAUUGGGGAGGAGAAGCUUAUCCCAGAUCUGAACCUAGGGGAAACUUCACCCUGGAUCACUGUCUCCCAUAGCAUGGUAACAGCUCCAGGCACUUUUUGCUGCAUUAAAAUAGUGUAGCAUAGAUAAUGUACUGUCUUAAUCAAUUGUUUUAAUACAACACAUUCCAUGGAAUGUGAAAAUUAUGCAAAUCAGUAAGGAUUGAGGGGGGUUAACGGGAACAAUAUUGUUGUCAUAUGUAAUAUGUUGUAAUAUGUUAUGAUGGAACUUUAUAAUGUAAUGCCCAUACCAUACCAGCUAUUUUGCAAUUGGUCAUGCUGAUCAACCCAAUUGUUUAAAUUUUUACGAGAUGUUUUUAUUGUUGACCUGAAGUUUAAAAAAAAAUGUUUAAGUAAAAGAUACAAUCUAAAAUAGUUUUACAAUCACAUGAAUCAGUGUUGAGUGAUAGAUCCUGACAGACUGUUACAUACCCCUUGACUUAUUCCACAUUGUUUUGUUACAGCCUGAAUUCAAAAUUGAUUAGAUAGAUUUGUUUUCUCUCACCCAUCUACACACAAUACAGAAAUAUCUAAUUUGCACAAGUAUUCACACCCCUGAGUCAAUCACAUGUUAGAAUCACCUAUGGCAGUGAUUACAGCUGUAAGUCUCUACGAGCUUUGCACACCUGGAUUGUACAAUAUUUAUACAUUUACAUUUACAUUUAAGUCAUUUAGCAGACGCUCUUAUCCAGAGCGACUUAUUAUUUUUAAAAUUCUUCAAGCUCUGUCAAGUUGGUUGUUGAUCAUUGCUAAACAUCCAUUUAAGUCUAGCCAUAGAUUUUCAAGCCUAAUUAAGUCAAAACUGGAAGUAGGCCACUCAGGAACAUUCAAUGUUGUCUUGGUAAGCAACUCCAGUGUAUAUUUGGCCUUGUGUUUUAGGUUAUUGUCCUGCUAAAAGGUUGUUGAUCCAUCCUCCAUUUCUCCUAUCACAGCCAUUAAACUCUGUAACUGUUUUCAAGUCACCAUUGGCUGGCCUCAUGGUGUAAUACCUGAGCGAUUUCCUUCCUCUCCGGCAACUUAGUUAGGAAGGACGCCUGUAUCUUUGUAGUAACUGGGUGUAUUGAUACACCAUCCAAAGUGUAAUUAUUUAUAUCACCAUGCUCAAACUGAUAUUCAAUGUUUGCUUUUUUUUUUUUUGAAAUUCACUGCUCGGCUGAGGGACCUUACAAUUAUCUGUAUGUGUGGGGUACAGAGAGGAGGUAGUCACUCAAAAUCAUGUUAAACACUAUUCUUGCACACAGAGUGAGCCAAUGCAACUUUAUUAUGUAACUUGUUUAUUAAAUAUUUUCUCCUGAACCUAUUUAGGCUUGCCAUAACAAAGGGGUUGAAUACUUAUUGACUCAAGACAUUUCAGAUUUUCAUUUAUAAUGAAUUUGUAAAAAACAUUCCACAUUGACGUUAGAGUGUGUGUAGGCCAGUGACACAAAAUGUGGAAAAAGUCAAGGGGUGUGAAUACUUUCUGAAGUCACUGUAUAUCAAAAGAUGGCCAUCCUGUAAUCAUUCAUCUCCAUUCUACUGUUCUAUUUAAUUCUGUGUUCAUGGCAAAAUAUAUUGUCUGUAAACAUAAUCUCAAUUGAAUCCAUUUUAAAUUCAGGCUUUAACAUAACAACAUGUGGAAAUAGUCUAGGGGUGUGAAUACUUUAUGAAAGCACUGUAUAAUGUGAAAGAGCAGGCUAGGCUUUUCUGUAGGCUACUUGAGUCUGAUGUAAAGAUUACAAAGAGGCCCCUGUCCAGAAACGGCCCCUAGCCUCUACACCCCGUACUACAGGCUAUGGUUGAAUCCCAGUUCUCCACCCUCCUCCCUAGGUGUGCACCAUCAUGGAUUUAAAAGCACUGGAUUGGUGUAAGAUUCCACCACUAUUAUGGGGAAUGUGCAAGUGCACACUUGGGGAGAAGGGUGGAGAAUCGGGAUGCAGCCUAGGUCUGUUUCUUGACUAGGGCCAUUCUAGGACAUUCUAGAGGUAGUCGGUUUGUGGACCAUGGUUGCUAAAAAUAAAGUUUUCUAUUCUA
Messenger RNA from Oncorhynchus nerka (sockeye salmon), 3382 nucleotides. RefSeq names its product sideroflexin 5b (gene sfxn5b). Gene Ontology annotation, molecular function: monoatomic ion transmembrane transporter activity; citrate transmembrane transporter activity. The coding region runs from base 174 to 1172 and encodes 332 amino acids. Gene Ontology annotation, cellular component: mitochondrial inner membrane. The transcript is spliced from 14 exons. Gene Ontology annotation, biological process: monoatomic ion transport; citrate transport; mitochondrial transmembrane transport. Lineage: Eukaryota; Metazoa; Chordata; Actinopteri; Salmoniformes; Salmonidae. The record is from RefSeq and is a predicted model, not a curated record.